AAGAGGUAGAAAGAAUCUUAUAACACCUAAACUAGUCGCAGCUUUAGAUCGAUGCCAGUUAAGCAUAAGAGACUCCGUUUACAUUCUUCAUGCGGUCGUAGAAGCUCUUGGUCUGAGCAGUGAUGAUUUCCCCAUAAACAAAUCCUCGAUUCAGCGAAUCAGAACUCAGACGAGAAAAUCCAGGGCAGAAGCAAUAAAAACUGACUUUCAGAACAAUGUGCCUGACGUGGUCACAAUCCAUUGGGAUGGAAAACUAUUACCCGGAUUGAAUGUACGAAGUUCAAAAGUAGAACGUUUGCCAAUUCUUGCUUCAUUUGACGAUAAAGAACAGCUUCUUGCAGUGCCUAAACUAGAGAGUUCUUCUGGAAAACAUCAAGCUAAAGCUGUCGCAACUGCUCUUUUUGACUGGAAUCUUCAUAAUAAAGUUCAAAUAAUGUGCUGCGACACAACAGCUUCGAAUACUGGCCGUUUCAAUGGAGCUUGUGCUGUUUUGGAGCAGACUUAAGAAAGGGAACUGUUGCUUUUCACUUGUCGUCAUCAUAUUUAUGAAUUGGUUCUAAAAUCUGUCUUCGAAACCAGGAUAAAACAAAUAACUAGUAGCCCAGAUAUUCCAAUCUUCAAAAAAUUCAGAGACAAUUGGAAUAACAUCGAUUCCAGCAACAUUAAAUUAUACCUUGAUUACGUAAAAGAACAUGUUGCCGAAACAAACAUUACAUCUUUUUUAAUGUUUUAUAAGUCAGAACUAGACAAAGAUUUUAUAAGAGACGAUUAUCGCGAAUUAGUUGAACCAUGCGUAGUAUUUUUGGGAGGAGAUAUGGAGAAGAAAUUAAAACUCAGGCCCCCCGGAGCUAUGCAUCAGGCGCGAUGGAUGGCGAAGGCGAUCUAUUCUUUAAAAAUAUGUUUACUUCAGUCACAAUUAAAAAUGACUGCGCAGGACAAAAAAGCCCUACAAGAUGUUUGCCUAUUUAUCGUCACAUUGUAUGUUAAACCUUGGCUCAAAUGCACAGUGGCAACUAAAGCACCUAACCAAGAUUUGUGCUUCUUGAAGAUGUUAAAAGAGUACGAAAAAGUUGACGCAACAAUUUCUAAAGCUUCUAUAAGCAAGUUUAGCCAUCACUUGUGGUAUCUGUCUGAAGAGGCAGUCAUUCUAUCACUUUUUGAUGAUGAUGUUUGUAACCAAACCAAGAUAAAAAUGAUUGCCAACUUAAACAGAAAUAAAAGCUCAGAUUUUGGCAAACGCUAUGAAACAUCAAAGGAAGAACUAACCCAAAAGUUGUUCGAUAAAACGCUAGAUGAUUUUGUGUCGGAAAAGAGCAAACAAUUUUUUUCUCGACUGCAGAUCAACGACAGUUUUCUAGGGGAAGAUGUUGUAAAUGACACUGCUGAAAGAGCUGUUAAAUUAAUGCAAGAUUUUAACGGACUUAUUACGGCCGAAGAAGAGCAAAAACAGUUCUUGCUGCGCUGUGUUCAGGAACAUAGAAAUUUGUAUCCGGACUGUAAAAAAAGUACACUGAAGACAAGUUACCCCGGCUAA
This is a messenger RNA of Diatraea saccharalis (sugarcane borer), 1534 nucleotides long. The record is from the annotation of a GenBank genome assembly. NCBI's taxonomy places the organism in Eukaryota, Metazoa, Arthropoda, Insecta, Lepidoptera, Crambidae.